Cuscuta epithymum is the source of this 2813-nucleotide messenger RNA. The record is from the annotation of a GenBank genome assembly. Lineage: Eukaryota; Viridiplantae; Streptophyta; Magnoliopsida; Solanales; Convolvulaceae.
GCACAAGAAGCCUGUUGUUUGCUCACUAAACCCGUUGCGCAAGUGUUCUAAUUUUCUAUCUAUACCAACCGGAAAGACAUUCACUUGCCAAUGGCGCUUCACUUUGACUAUAUCCUUUUUGCACCGGGAUUGGAUAACAAAGAAAUCCUUACUUUCACAUAAAGAUGUCACUGUUUACAAGUGACUCUCAAUCUUCAAACUCUCAAUUUAUUAAUCAAUAAUUUAGUUGUAAUGACUAAAUGCUGGCAUUCAAAAUGUCAUAUGACUUUUGUUACAUGAUAGGGGAAAUAUUCUUUCUCUGUUACCCGAUUAAAGCUCCUCCCUUUCUAAACACAGCCGAAUCAAAUGGGUCCUUAAAUCCAUAAUCCAUCCACAUGGAUACUUCCAAACUCCAACAAGCUUGAAGCUAUUUCUAGAUUCCCAAGGCUACACAGAUUCUUUACUCUUAUAAUUUUGGAAAGAAACGACACUAGAAUUGAUGAAGUUAAUGGAAGCGGACCCAGUAGCAAAGGAGUUUCCAGUUCCACAGUCAGAGGUCACCACACUAGAGCCGCCGCUGCCGCCGCCCGUGGAGGCGUUGCUGCAGAAAAUAUGUGUGGAGCAGUCCCAGACGCCGCCGGACGCGGUGGUUAGGAGGCGGCUGGCCGCGGUGGGAGAAGAAGGGGCGAAGGAAAUCUUGGAGAGAGUUGCUGCUCGGAAGGUGAGAAGGUUAAUAGUGUAAUUAUAAGGACUCUUAUGUAAUUACUCUUAAUAUUGAUUAUUAUAAAUACAUGCCUAGGGCUACCUAUUGGGUAAGCCAUUCCAUCACAAUUAUUCUCUCAUAUGGUAUCAGCAGCCUAGAUUUUACAUCCUAGAAAAAUAUGUCGACUACUCCUUCUGCGGCGCACGUACCUCCCUCCUCGUUGCCGCCUGCAACUACUCAGCCGAUUCUCUCAACUUCAACAUCCGGCUCUUCGUCGAUCAACACCAGCACCGUGCCGGUUACUCUCACGCCUACAGCGCCCGCACCGACGGAGCAGCACUUCUCCCCCGGCGUCACCAUGUCACCGCAGUUGUCCUCUCGGCUAACAAUGCCUUCUACGUCGUUGGGAUCUUUUCGUCUGUUUAAUAUGUCGGAACCCUUCUCUUGGACGCCAACUAUGCCCUCCAUCCAACGGCCUACUGUAUCAGUCCGUCCGGCAGCUCCUCUUCCCACGCACUAUUCAGGUCCCAUGUUCACAGGCCAGCCGGGUGUCAUGCCUUUCGAGUCUUCCUCCACAUAUGAGCACACUGCCACUCCGGUAACUACUUCCACUUUAUCCCAAUUAUCAUCUCAGUUAACAUUUUCUACUCCCAAUGUUACCAAUAUUGUGACUACUCGUUUGGAUAAAGUGGAGGAUUAUCUUCCCUGGCGUACGCAGUUUGAAUCAUUUUUAGUCUCUCAUGGAUUGUUGGGGAUUAUUGACGGAUCCAUCCUUGCCCCACCCCAAACAAUUUUUGAUGCCCCUAACCCUGAGUAUCAUUCCUGGCUAAAAAUAGAUCAGACUGUUAGGUCAUGGUUGUUUGCUACUUUAUCUCGCAAUAUUUUACUGGAAGUACACACUCUUCACUUUUCUACCUUAACUUGGGAAUGGUUGGAGACUCGGUUCAUGGCAGCCUGUGUGGCUAGAUCAAUUGAACUCAAACGAAUUUUAUCUAGCUUAAAGAAAAAGGAUGACCAAUCCAUGGAUGACUAUUUGCGGGAAAUAAUUGUUUUGACUGAUUCCCUAAACUCAAUCAAUUCUCCAAUCAGUAAUCGUGAACUCCUUCAGCAAACGGUUGCUGGUUUGGGACAUGAAUAUGAAUCAGUCAUUACUUCUGUUACUUUAUUCCCGGAUAGCUUUACCUUUGAAUCCUUGAGGCCCCAAUUAAUGGCAUUAGAACAACGGGCACUUUAUCUUCGAACUCAAAAUGCUCAUCCGGGACACCAAGCAUUUGUGGCACAUGAGCAGCAACCUGCAGUCCGCCCUCCGGGCCGAGGGGGUUCAGCAGCUCGUGGUAAUGGGGGCAGGGGCUUCCGCGGUGGUGGUCGCGCUCGAGGACAUCGUGGUCGUGGUAGAGGCUAUGGAGGACAACACGGCUAUGGUUAUGGAGGACAGCAGGGAGGUUACGACCAACAGCCUGCAUGUGGUCAUCCUCCUCUUGCUCCAGUGCCUGGACCGUACGGGUGGCAGCAGGGAGCUCCUCCUCGGGCUCCUCAACAGGCUGGGUUUCCAGGAUUCCCAUCUGUUGAGCAUAAUUAUCCAUCCCCUGCACCGCUUGUUGUUUGUCAACUUUGUUAUUCCCCAGGUCACUCCGCUAUAAAUUGUCCUCGUUUCACUAAUUCUACACCAGCCUUGGCGGCCAUUCCUACGGGUGAAACAAAUGCGUCUGUGUGGUACCCGGACUCAGGUGCUUCCGCUCACAUGACCCCACAUGAAGGACAAUCACACGGGAGCCAUACUUCUCCAGGCCUCCAAUAAGGACUCAGUUUAUCCCUUUAGAGCAGCCCCGUUGCCUACUCCGUCUCUAGCUCUACAAACCAAGCUUAUCUCUGGUCCAGUCUGGCACAAGCGUCUUGGUCAUUGUGGGGAUCGUGUUAUUUCAGUCCUUAGGAACAAUAAAUUAAUUACUAGUACUAGUACUUUUUCCCAUGAUUGUGUUUCGUGUAAACUGGGCAAGUCCCAUCGCCUUCCUUUUUCUGAUGUUACUCGUACUGUUACUGCUCCAUUACAAAUCAUUCAUUCUGAUGUUUGGCAGUCGCCUGUGUUAUCAAACUUAGGUUUUAAAUAUUAUGUCUCUUUUAUUGAUGAUUU